Pseudogymnoascus verrucosus is the source of this 2661-nucleotide messenger RNA. RefSeq lists its product as uncharacterized. NCBI's taxonomy places the organism in Eukaryota, Fungi, Ascomycota, Leotiomycetes, Thelebolales, Thelebolaceae. The coding region runs from base 472 to 2211 and encodes 579 amino acids. The record is from RefSeq and is a predicted model, not a curated record. The transcript is spliced from 3 exons.
CUGGGGAGUAAUAACACAAAGCUUCAAAUCAGGCCCUAUUUACCUGGAUCUACAAGAAAAAUCCUGUAUGCAUCAUUCUCACAUCGACGUAGUUCUCCAACGCGUGGGUUCUAGGUAGGGUGUGGGCAGCGGCGUUUCUUUAAGCAUGUCGAGCUUCAUCGGCCACGUAGGAAUUGUAUUUUUGUCUCACAGCUGACAAUUGCUCAUCCCACCGUCGCAGAUCUCCGGUUGAGAAGUGGGCCUUGGCAGGUACGAGUAAUCCGCGCGUUGGUACACGACCUGUACUCCUCCUACCUUAUCUAGAUGUGAUCUGCGUGCAACCCACAGCCUUGCCAGAUGCGUUUCUCACGAGAACAGCGAUCCGAACCGGAAAUCCGGUUCGGAUUACCUUUUUGUUUAGGUCUUAUUUCCACUCCUCGUCAGUAUCAUUAGAUAUUGUCUCUCUCUCUUCAGUUAUUCUCUUGAGCAAGUAUGAGGUCGCAGUUUCACGUCAUCGUCGCGCUUCUCUACAGCGUUGUUGCAGUCGCGACGACAUCCCCCAGGGUGGUCGAUAUAAAACGAGACGUGACGUAUGCGGGGUUAGAGCGUAACGGCAUCGAGGUCUUUCUCGACAUCCCCUAUGGCCAGGACACGGGUGGCGCCAACAGGUUCAAGCCGCCGAAGCCGUAUGUUGCUGCCGCUGGGAGCACAAUCGAAGCAAAGUCAUAUGGCCCUUCUUGCCCGCAGCAGCUUGGAAACUGGACCCCUCCAAUCUCGCUGGGCAACAUUACGAAUAUCUCUGAAGACUGUCUGAACCUCAAUAUAGCUAGGCCGAAGGGAGCAUGUGCAGGCGACAAGCUGCCCGUUAUGGUGUACAUCCACGGUGGCAGUUUCUGGGCAGGGGACAACCACGACCCUACUAUCUUGCCAGAUGGAAUGAUUUUGGAGUCGGAGAAAAAUGGGCUGCCAAUCAUCCAUGUUGCAUUGAACUAUCGGCUGGGAUUCUUCGGGUUUGCACAAUCCGAUGCCCUCGAGUCUGAGGGCUCUGAGAAUGCCGGGCUUCGUGACCAGCGACUCGCUAUUGAGUGGGUUCGAGAUAAUAUUGGGCAUUUUGGCGGUGACGGAAAUAAGAUCACCAUCUUCGGACAGUCUUCUGGUGGCUUGUCGAUUGGAAUGCAAAUAAUGGCCUAUGGGGGAAGCAAGCCCGUGCCAUUCCAGCAAGGGAUAUGCCAAAGCCAAGCGCUGGAGCCCGGAAUCACCGGCAACUUCACCAUUGACGCCAUGCGCCUUUUAGUUGACUACGUAGGAUGCAACACGACAGACCUGCACUCCGCCGAGACGGUUGCAUGCCUCCGUGAUUUCGACACACAGACGCUCCUCUCUGCGUCGCUGAACACAUAUGUCGCGGACAUCGCCCACAACAUCGGCGACAUCUGGCUGCCCGUUGUGGACGGCGAUUUCCUCCCGGCAGCGCCAUCGCAGCUCAUCCGCGAGCACCGUUUCGCCAAAGUGACCACCAUGAUCGGGUGGUGCGAUGACGAUGUCACUUUCUUCACCGACACUGCCAUCACCACCCCGGCCGACACUAGCGCCUUCAUUUCGUCCUACGUUCCAGGUGUGACACCCGCGAAUAUCGACCGCCUCCUCUCUCUCUACCCUGUCUCCGACUUCACCGCAGACCCAGCCAUCACGGAUCUCUCGAGCGAAUUCUUCCGCGCCGCGCGCAUCUUUCGCGAUAUCCUCAUGACUUGCCAGCCGAUGUGGUACGGAGAGCACAUUGCCGCUGCUGGAAACGACGUCUACCUGUACAACUGGAACCAAACGAUCCUGGACCCGAUCCUGGAGUCUAUUACAAACGAGACUGGGUUCGGGCCGAUCCACACUUCGGAGUUUGCGUAUAUUUUUGGAAACUUGUCGCAUUAUGACAUCAAUGGGUACCCGUUCAACCCAGCCCCCGAGGACUAUGAGCUGCGAGACAGGGGGUCGAGGUCUUGGUCGACGUUUGCAAGUGUUGGGAAGCCUGGAGUGAAGGGGCGGGAUACGUUCCAGGGCGUUGGAAAGGCGUUUCCCAGUGGUGGAGAUGAGGUGUAUGUCUUUGUUGCUGGGGGCCCGCAUGAAGGGCUGUCGGCGAUCGAUGGCCCGGACUCGACGGAGGUCCUACGAGAGCAGAAGUUGAGAGAGAGGUGCGAGUUUAUCAACUCACCCGAGCUAAUUGAACAGCUAGGGUACUAGAAGUUGUAGCUAUAGAUGAGAGUGAGGAUUAUUAGACAGGUUUACAUAUUUGUGCAAGACAUCGGAUUAUUCAACCCAGACAAUAUAUAUCUUUAAUUUCUCGCACUACCUCUCUAAUGUUCUGAUUAUAUUACCAUGAACCCUAACAAGAACCUUCCGAUCAAAUGUUCGCAGCAUGCAUUAGAGGAUAAUCGUCUUUGAACUGCUGGUCCAUCUCAUCCAUCUCAUAUGGUGUAUUAUAGACAUUCCGCUUUAAAGGAAGGGUCUUCGUCCCCGUUCGUUCACGUUCGCGUUUGCCUAGAAAGAUAAAUACCUCGCGCGCCGCCGUUAUGCAGAUCGAGGAUCCAAAGAAUAAUCUGUUUAAUAGUCUUAGCAGGCUUAUAAAGAGUAUCGUUCCGUGUAAAACCUUACAUAGUGAUAAUGCUAAAUCCGAACGAAGCUUGUGCUACA